Mobula hypostoma (lesser devil ray) is the source of this 4866-nucleotide messenger RNA. RefSeq names its product cadherin-related family member 5b (gene cdhr5b). Gene Ontology annotation, molecular function: cadherin binding; calcium ion binding. The record is from RefSeq and is a predicted model, not a curated record. NCBI's taxonomy places the organism in Eukaryota, Metazoa, Chordata, Chondrichthyes, Myliobatiformes, Myliobatidae. The transcript is spliced from 20 exons. The coding region runs from base 93 to 3533 and encodes 1146 amino acids. Gene Ontology annotation, biological process: multicellular organism development; cell-cell junction assembly; cell-cell adhesion mediated by cadherin. Gene Ontology annotation, cellular component: adherens junction; catenin complex; membrane.
UUGGCGUCUACACCCAGAUCCGUCAGACACAGUGAGAGAUUAGCUUUCGAAGCAGUGGCUUGGGGUGUGUGCCUCAGUGCCUGGUGGUCCAAAUGGACUCGUUCCCCAGGCUUCGUGGGUUCCAUCUCUCAGUACUGCUGCUGCUCAUAGCCCCUCUGCUGAAGGCUGCCUCUUUGGAAAGCUGCUCUGCGUACAGAGAAUGUUGUGUUCCUGAGCCUCUGAUUAAAAUGGAGGAGAAUAACCUACCAGGAGAAGUCAUCAGUAAUAUCACAAUAACGAAACAGCCCGUCUCCAUCUUGCCACAGAGCGUCGCUGAUAUAGUUCGUGUGGAUGGAGACACAUUGCAGUUAUCAAGAACUCUGGACUUCGAGGCGAUGCAAGACCCAGUGAUCAUCAUCUCACUGCUGUGUGGCCCAGACAAGAGCAAGCUCUCUUUCUAUCUGGAGGUGACGAACGUCAAUGACAACACACCGACAUUCCCCAAGAACAAGCUGGAUGCAAACAUCAGUGAGCUGUUCCCCGUGGGUCAGUCCUGGAAAUAUGUGACAGCCAUCGAUUUGGACCAGGACCCUAUCUUCUACAGCCUGGACAACAACACAGACGGCGCAAAUUUCUUCCUCCUGAAGUCAGAGAACUCGCCUCUGAUCUACUUAGCAAAAGCCUUGGACUAUGAGAAGGAAACGAUGCUGACACUGAUUCUGAAUGCCAAGGAAACGGCCAACAGCGUAAACAUCAGUGAUUCCGUGACCAUUACAGUCCAUGUCAUCGACAAGGAUAACAAACCGCCAGUGUUUCAGCCAUGCCAAACCCUGACGGAUUCCAGCCUCUGCCUGAACGCAAAGUACAGCGGAAGCAUCAACCAGUACCAGACAGAGAGCAGCCCUCUGAGCCUCAAGCCACACAAUAUCCUGGCUGUGGACGGGGACACAGGAAUCAAUGCCACCAUCCUGUACCAGAUUGUCAGCGAUAACCACCGCGCCUUCUGGAUCAAUGCGAAUGAUGGCACGUUAACCAUGACCAGAGCUAUCAACAGCAGCGGACUGGUCACACUCACCAUCCUGGCCAAGCAGGCGGACAACCCCUACAAAUACACCACGACCAGCGUCACCCUGGCAGUGUUGCCCGUCAACCGAUACCCACCCGAGUUUCCACACAAUGUGUACUCUGGGUCCAUCCAAGCCAACUCACCGAAGGGGAGCAUCAUCACUAAGCGAGGAUCCAGCACCGUGCCACUCAGCGUGAAGGCUCAGGACCAGGACUAUCCCAAUAAGGAAAGCCCAUUCCUGAAAUACUCCCUCAGCCCAUCUGAUCUGUUCACCAUCACUGAAUUUGGACUGAUCUUCACCAAAGUCCUCCUGACAGCAGCGCAGAGCCAGUACAACAUCACGGUGACUGCAAUGGACGUAGCCCAGGGAGACAAAUGUUCGGCCAUGAUUGACUUGCUGGUGUCCAGUCCUGAUGCUCCACCCUCCGUGAAGACAACAACAGCUCUGGGAACCGGACCAUCGGAACCAGUGACCCACACGGCCAGGACUGUGUCAGCUCACACGUCCAAGAACCCAUCCAGGACCCCUGGAACAACAGACGGACAGUCCCCUGGACCCCAACCAACAUCAACCAAACCUCCGGUCAUUGGGACAACACCAAAUCUGGGCACCUCAGGAGCUGGGCCAUCUUCGUCCAAACACCCUGACCCCGGACCAGGAGUAACAACUCCACCCUCCGUGAAGACAACAACAGCUCUGGGAACCGGACCAUCGGAACCAGUGACCCACACGGCCAGGACUGUGUCAGCUCACACGUCCAAGAACCCAUCCAGGACCCCUGGAACAACAGACGGACAGUCCCCUGGACCCCAACCAACAUCAACCAAACCUCCGGUCAUUGGGACAACACCAAAUCUGGGCACCUCAGGAGCUGGGCCAUCUUCGUCCAAACACCCUGACCCCGGACCAGGAGUAACAACUCCACCCUCCGUGAAGACAACAACAGCUCUGGGAACCGGACCAUCGGAACCAGUGACCCACACGGCCAGGACUGUGUCAGCUCACACGUCCAAGAACCCAUCCAGGACCCCUGGAACAACAGACGGACAGUCCCCUGGACCCCAACCAACAUCAACCAAACCUCCGGUCAUUGGGACAACACCAAAUCUGGGCACCUCAGGAGCUGGGCCAUCUUCGUCCAAACACCCUGACCCCGGACCAGGAGUAACAACUCCACCCUCCGUGAAGACAACAACAGCUCUGGGAACCGGACCAUCGGAACCAGUGACCCACACGGCCAGGACUGUGUCAGCUCACACGUCCAAGAACCCAUCCAGGACCCCUGGAACAACAGACGGACAGUCCCCUGGACCCCAACCAACAUCAACCAAACCUCCGGUCAUUGGGACAACACCAAAUCUGGGCACCUCAGGAGCUGGGCCAUCUUCGUCCAAACACCCUGACCCCGGACCAGGAGUAACAACUCCACCCUCCGUGAAGACAACAACAGCUCUGGGAACCGGACCAUCGGAACCAGUGACCCACACGGCCAGGACUGUGUCAGCUCACACGUCCAAGAACCCAUCCAGGACCCCUGGAACAACAGACGGACAGUCCCCUGGACCCCAACCGACAUCAACCAAACCUCCGGUCAUUGGGACAACACCAAAUCUGGGCACCUCAGGAGCUGGGCCAUCUUCGUCCAAACACCCUGACCCCGGACCAGGAGUAACAACUCCACCGUCCAUGAAAACAACAACAGCUCUGGGAACCGAACCAUCGGAACCAGUGACUCACACGGCCAGGACUGUGUCAGCUCACACGUCCAAGGACCCACCCAGGAGCCCUGGAACAGACGGACAGUCCCCUGGACCCCAACCUACAUCAACCAAACACCCUGACUCCGGACCAGGAGUAACAAACAACCAGGCGCACCAGCGGUUGCUGUAUGACGCCAAACACAUGGUGGCAGUCGGCGUCCCUCUCUCCCUCCUUCUACUGAUCUGUAUCAUUAUGAUCGGAAUUCUCCUCCAGGACGGCGGAUGGGCAAAGCUCAAGCGGAGGACUGCAGCACAGUUAAAGUGUUUUUCCAGACAGUCGCACUCAUCAGAGAGUGACUCAGUGCAGCUCACAAACCAGGACUUCCUGGUGAAAGAAACGUUGAAAUCGUCCCUGAAGACGGAGCAGUUACCACAGCAGAGCGCGCCCAUGGUCACGGCCAGGGCUCUAGACUCUAUCUUGGAACCAGCCGUGGACAGCAACCCGGGGAAGUUGGGAGCGAUUGCGAACAGCAGUAGUCCCGGGCAUGACUCUGCUCAGAACUCACUGGAGGAGGUCACGACGGAAGGCGAGAUGAAGUCCAUCCUCACCAAAGAGAGGAAGACCGCAGAGGGCUAUAAGGCCGUCUGGUUCAAAGAGGACAUCGAGCCGCAGGCCAACGAGGAGCGAGUGAUCGAGAGCCCAGAGGAUGACAAGGAAGGAGUGGAUGGUUCCGACAAUGAUGAUGAUGCCAACAAUGAUGAUGAUGGCUUAUACUCCAAUCUGUGAUGGAAUCAAAAUCAGGUUGAAUAUCGUUGGGACAUGCCAUGAAGUUUGUUGUUUUGUGGCAGUAGUACAUUGCAAAACAUAAAAAACUAUAAAUUAUAAUAAUGCAAUAUAGAUCAAAAAUUAAUUAGUGGAAAAAGAGGGAAAUAAUGAGGGGCUCAUGGGUUCAUUGUCAUUUCAGAAAUCUGAUCGUAGUGGGGAGAAAAUGUUCCUGAAUCACUGAGUGUGUCCCUUCAGGUUCCUGCAGCUGCUCCCCGAUGAAAAGGGGGUCUGUCCUGUGUGAGGGGGUCCUUAGUGAUGGACGCUGCCUUUCUGAGGCAUCGCCUUUUGCAGGUGUCCUGGAUACUGGGGACGUUGCUGCCCAUGAUGGAGCAGGCUGAGCUUACAGCUUCCUGCAGCUUUUCCUGAUCCAGUGCCUUUCGACAUCAGAUGGUGAUGCAGUAGACGUGGUCAGCCCAGGGUCUAACCCAAAGACAUGGGGCACGGACACAGUGCUCACACACAGACAUACACAUUCUGGGCACUGCACUCUGUAAUGGGCCCCCACUGAUCUCCUAACUCACACUCCCCUGGUGAUCCAUCUCACAGAUUCUCCAACAAUAAUGAUUAUGCUUUUGAAAUUCAAAAAAAAAGACCUGAAAUAUUCCAUAGGUGUCAAAAAUUUAACUGACCAAUAGCUUAAUAAACUCCGCUGAUUCAAACCUGUUUUAGACUAAUCCCACUGCCCUGUCCUCUCCGCACAGCCCUGUGUCAGUCCCCACACUAAUCCCACUGCCCCGUCUCUCCCCACAGCCCUCUGUCAGUCUCACACUAAUCCCACUGUCCCACUCUCUCCUCACAGCCGUGUCUGUCCCCACACUAAUCCCACUGUCCCACUCUCUCCCCACAGCCCUGUGUCAGUCUCCACACUAAUCCCACUGUCCUGUCUCCCCACAGCCCUGUGCAGUCCCCACACUAAUCCCACUGUCCCACUCUCCCCACAGUCCUGUGUCAGUCCCCACACUAAUCCCACUGUCCCACUCUCUCCCCACAGCCCUGUUUCAGUCCCACACUAAUCCCACUGUCCCACUCUCUCCCCACAACCCUGUCAGUCCCCACACUAAUCCCACUGUCCCGUCUCUCCCCACAGUCCUGUGUCAGUCCCCACACUAAUCCCAGAAGAUAGUGAAUCUGUGUAAUAAAUUGCCACAGCUGGUUGUGGAGGCAAUGUUAUUGGAUAUAUUUAAAGCAGAAAUUAAUGUGUUCUUGAUUAGUAAGGGCAUCAAAGGUUUGGGGAGAAGGCAGGAGGAUGGGGUUGAGGGAGAAAAUAAAUCAGCCAUGAUGGAAUGAUGGAGAA